Messenger RNA from Harpegnathos saltator (Jerdon's jumping ant), 4236 nucleotides. RefSeq names its product tetratricopeptide repeat protein 21B. Gene Ontology annotation, molecular function: protein binding. Gene Ontology annotation, cellular component: intraciliary transport particle A. The transcript has 9 exons. NCBI's taxonomy places the organism in Eukaryota, Metazoa, Arthropoda, Insecta, Hymenoptera, Formicidae. The coding region runs from base 304 to 4236 and encodes 1310 amino acids. Gene Ontology annotation, biological process: intraciliary retrograde transport; protein localization to cilium. The record is from RefSeq and is a predicted model, not a curated record.
CCUUAGUGGUUACCAUAACAACGUCCAUCAACAAAUGUAACCUACUUGCCAUUAUCUUGAUGUUUAUAAGUGGAAAAACGUAAAUGGAAAUAUUAUGGGAAGAACAAAUGGGCAUCGCCACACUCAAAUUGCGUUCCAUCGCGUGCAGACAACUUAAACAAUGUUGCAAUAUGAAAUUGAAGGAUGAAUCCUGUACAUGGAAUCUGUUGUUAUCCCUGAUAAAUGUAAAGGUCAAGGAUUAGCAAGACUCUUAGCAGAGUAUCAGUCCAAGAAUUUGAGCAGAAGAAAUAUAUAAGACGAAAAAUGGAAGAAACAGAAUAUAUAGCAUUGAUCGAAUGGCAUUGUUGCCAGCAUUACUACAAUGGGAUGUUAGCGCAAGCGAAACAAGCUCGUGAUGCUUAUCCGAGCAGCGAGCGUUUGAAGCUUCUGCUUUGCUUGGCAUAUGCUCUCGUUGGUAAGACCCACGAAGCCAUCAAGGAGAGCUCGAGUUUAUUAAACUAUGCAGACUUCAUAUUAGCGACUCUCCAUGUGCAGAAUACUGCCUAUGCGGCCGAUGGAAGCACCGAAAGGAGCACUGUGGCUCAGGUGGAAAACAGGAUCCGGGAGGAGCGCAGGAAAGCUUCCUGCAACUCACUGUGUCUUGCAGCAUCUGUAUUAUUUCUCUCUCGUCGAGUAGACAAGGCGAAAGAAUACAUCGACAGAGCAUACAAGUUGAAACCGACGAACAUGAAUGUGCUACUCAUCAAAGGAUGGGUGGAGGCAAGUUUGAGUUAUAGUACAGACAAUCGAGAGGCAGAACGCUUUUUCGACUCGGUCCUGAAGGAGGAAUUUAAGAACCUGAGCGCAUCGUUAGGUCUCGCGAAAAUGAAGCAACGUACUAAUGAUCAUUCAGAAGCUAUUUCGAUAGUCAACUCUCUUAUCGUGCGCUACCCCAAGUCAGCUCUACCGCUCGUGGAGAAGAUGAAGUGCCUCUUGACCAUGAAAGACUGGGAGCAGGUGCUGGAAAUGACGAACAGAAUAUUGUCCGUGGAAUCCAACAACUUAGAUGCCAUGAAGGCAAGUACUGUGGUAGCUCUCUGCAGAGACGGCAACACCAGCGAAGGUGCAAGACAGUUACAACUGUUCCUACGUCACUUGUUACUCGCCGAGCCGAAGAACGUGUUCCUGCUAAUCGAGAACCUGCAACUGUUCUCAGGAAUCGCAUUACAGGAUCACGGGAUACUCUCGGAACUGACGCGAGCGGCCGAGAAGACGUUGCAAGUGUUAACAUCGAACAACGUAGAAUUAAUGGCGGCACUCGGUGAUCUCUACGCUGCUCUAGGCAAUGCCAAGGAUGCCGAGCACUGGUAUAGAAGCACUAUACGUGCGGACGAGUCAUCUUUUGCAGCUCUCAUGGGUCUGGCUCACUGCCAACUACUGGAAGGCUCGGCGGAUGCUUUGGACUUGGCGCGUCAGCAGGUGGAUUUCCUCAUAGAGAUACAGUCGCACGCCGUAAACGUGCGACUGCUACUCAUGUCGGCGAAGAUAGCGUCCGGCGUAGAUGGCAGUAAGGCACUCGGCUAUCUGGAUGCAGCCGCCAAUAUCUUACUAAAGAAUUGCGAAGGUCGUCCCUAUGGCUACGAGUACUUGAGAGAACUCAAGCCGAAUUUGUGCCUCGAGAUCACGAAGCAACGUCUCAUGUAUUCUUUAAACAAAUCUCUGAUGAAUGACGAAGUGGCCGUUGUCACGGAGAAGGAGCCGAGCGUCCGCUUAUUGGAGUUACUUGUAGAGGCUUGUCCAGGUUCCAGCGUCGCGCUUUUGCUACUUAGCAAGGCCAAGAUGCAAAGCGCGGACUACGAAGGUGCAUUGAGCCUGCUGAGGAGAUUGCUGGACACGGUAGAGCCAUCCAAUGCUCAAGCGCAUCUCACGAUGGCGCAAAUUCUGGCGUAUCAGGGCAAGUAUCAGCUAGCAUCGCAAAGUCUCGAAGUCGGUUUAAGCUACAACUUCAAGAUCAGGGAGGAACCGGUCUAUCAUCUGAUUACUGGAAUGGUGCAACGGGAGGCUGGUGACCUAGAUAGUUGCGUGAAGAGCUGUCAAAUGGCCAUAUCAUUGGCCGGCUUGAGCGGUAACAGAAAGUCCGAUAUGUCCACGUCGGACCGAGCAACGUUAUAUCUAGAAUUAAUCGCAGCGUACGGUAAAGCAAAGCGGUUCGCCGAAGCGUUGGCUCUUGUCGACGAGGCGAGGACGAAUCUCGCCGGCACUAGUGAGCAAGGAAGAAUCACGAUCGGCACUGCAGAGGUAUAUUUGGACAUGGGCGAGUUGGAGAACGCUGUUAGCUGCUUGCAAAAUAUCAAUCCAGGACAGCCAUAUUAUUUACAGGCGCAUACCAGAUUGGCCGAGAUCAAUUUGAAUUACAAAAAAGACCGUCAAGCAUUCGCAAAGUGCUUUAGAGAAUUGGUGGAACAUCGCCCCGGCCCGAAAACAUACAGUAUGCUAGGUAACGCCUAUAUGUCUAUACAAGAACCUGAAAGAGCGAUAGAGGCGUACGAACAAGCUCUCUCUCAAAAUCCAAUCGACAAAGCGGACAUUGCGAAUAAAAUGGGUAAGGCGCUCAUCAAGGCACAUCAAUAUGCGAAAGCAAUCAAUUACUACAAGGAUAUAGUGAAACAGGACAAUUGUGGCGCUCUGAAAUUAGAUUUAGCAAACUUAUACAUGAAGAUGAAGCAGUACGAUAAAGCAGAAGCGACGUUGGUGCAAGAACUGCAAGACAAACGAGGGGAGAUGGACAUUCUGAGCCUGGAGAUGCGAGGACAAGAGCUAUUAUUACUGGCCAAAGUGCGCGAGAAAUCGGGCAACGUUAGAGGUGCGUUAGCAACAUUAAAGGAAGCUAAGGAAAACCAACAUAGAUACAUCCAACGUCUCGCUGUCUCGCCAGAUAUUGUAGAUCAGAGACACGUAUUGGCGAACAUCUGUCUCACAAUGGCCGACUACGCGACAACUUUGCGCAAUUACGACGAAGCUAUCAUAUAUUAUAAAGAAGCCUUAUCUCACAAGUCUACGGAUGUGAACGCUCUCCUUUCUCUGGCGAAGCUCUAUAUGCAGAUGAACAAUUUAGACCGAUGUGCACAGAACUGCUCGAUUUUACUGAACGCCGAACCUAAUAACGAGGCCGCGUCCGUGAUGAUGGCUGAUCUCGCAUUUAGGAAAGUGGACUUCGACACUGCAGCGUUUCACUUCCGACAGUUGCUGAUACGCCAACCAACAUACUGGACCGCUUUGGCAAGAUUGAUAGAAGUGUCACGCAGAACAGGCACUAUGGAUGAUCUGGACGAAUGGUUGCAACGCGCGCAGACUGCGAUGGGCGCUGGGAAUGUCGAGGCUGGCUUCUACUACUGUGCUGGAUUGUUAAAUUGGCGAACGGGUAAGCUGAAUUCUGCUCUACGAAACUUCAACUUCGCGCGACGCGAUCCAGAAUGGGGACAGCAGGCGAUCUAUAACAUGAUCGAGAUCUGCCUGGAUCCCGACGACGACACCACGCUGUCGAAUGAGGCAUUCAAUGACGAGGACGCAGAGUAUCAGGACUCAAGGACGAUGGCUUUGAGGACGGCUUAUCGAUUACUUCAGGAAUUGAAUCCUAAAGGAAGUCCGCACGAGGUGCUGACUCACAAACUCCUCAGCAAUUUCUUCCUGUUAGCCACGAAGCAGAAGUCUAAUAUUGAAAAGGCUCUACAGGAUUGCACCGCAUUGGCCAGUCAGGACGCCCUCCGGGAUCAUGUAGGACCCGCUCUUGGCAUGGCGACCGCUCACAUCUUAUUAAAGCAAACUCCACGUGCCAGGAAUCACCUAAAGCGUGUUAGCAAGAACGUCUGGACAUUCGAGGACGCCGAGUACUUGGAACGUUGCUGGUUGUUAUUAGCGGAUAUCUAUGUGCAAUCCAGCAAGUACGACUUGGCAAAUGAACUGUUGAAACGUGUGUUGCAGCAUAACGCCACAUGCGUGCGAGCUUAUGAGCUGUCAGGCUACAUCGCUGAAAAAGAUCAGAAUUAUCGCGAAGCCGCUACGAGAUACGCUCAAGCCUGGAAAUGCGGCGGAAAAACGAAGCUCUCUGUCGGCUACAAACUAGCUUACUGUUACUUAAAAGCAAAAACAUACGCUGACGCUAUUGAAGCUUGUAACGUGGUGUUAAAGCAGAGCACAGAUUACCCGAGGAUCAGGAAAGACAUUCUGGAGAAGUGUAUCAAUAAUCUCCGCACAUGA